Pelodiscus sinensis (Chinese soft-shelled turtle) is the source of this 2784-nucleotide messenger RNA. The record is from RefSeq and is a predicted model, not a curated record. NCBI's taxonomy places the organism in Eukaryota, Metazoa, Chordata, Testudines, Trionychidae.
AUUUGCCACCACUUAUCCUUUUUUCGAUGGAUGGUUUUAGAGCAGAAUAUUUGCAAACAUGGAGUUCUUUGCUACCAAAUAUCGAAAAACUCAAAACAUGUGGCACACAUUCAAAGUACAUGAGAGCUGCUUACCCUACCAAAACCUUCCCGAACCACUAUACUAUUGUCACGGGUUUGUAUCCAGAAUCUCAUGGUAUCAUUGACAACAGUAUGUACGAUGUCAACUUGAAUCAGAGUUUCUCGCUUUCUGGGAAGGUAAAAUUCAACCCUGUUUGGUGGAAAGGACAGCCAAUCUGGCUCACAGCAAUGUAUCAGAAUUUGAAGGCUGGCACCUUCUUUUGGCCUGGAUCAGAUGUACCUAUUAAUGGAACAUAUCCCAAUUUAUACAGAAUGUACAACAAAUCAAUUAUAUAUCAACAGAGAAUUUCAGAAAUACUCACCUGGCUUGAUGGUCCCAAAUCUGAGAGGCCAGAUUUCUAUACUUUGUAUAUUGAAGAACCUGAUAGUUCUGGACACUCAUAUGGACCAGUUAGUGGUGGAGUCAUUAAAGCUUUGCAGUUAGCAGACCAGGCAUUGGGAAUGUUAAUGGAAGGACUGAAACAGAGAAACCUGCACAAAUGUGUAAAUCUCAUUGUUUUGGCUGAUCAUGGAAUGGAUAAGACCUACUGCAACCAGUUAGAAUACAUGACAGAUUAUUUUAAUAACAUUAAUUUCUACAUUUACGAUGGGCCUGCAGCUCGCAUUCGGGCUUACAAUGUUCCAGAAGACUACUUUACAUUUGAUUCUGAAGGAAUUGUUAAAAACCUUACAUGCCGAAAAUCCAACCAGCAUUUCAAACCCUACAUGACACCCAACUUGCCAAAGCGAUUUCAUUAUGCUAGCAACAUUCGCAUUGACAAAGUUCAUCUUUUGGUGGACCGGCAGUGGCUGGCUGUUAGGAAUAAAGAUUAUACAUUUUGUGGUGGAGGUAAUCAUGGCUAUGACAAUGAACUUAAAAGUAUGGAGGCUAUCUUCAUAGCAUAUGGCCCAAGCUUUAAAGAAAAAACUGAAGUGGAACCUUUUGAAAACAUUGAGCUUUAUAAUCUAAUGUGUGAUGUGCUGCAUAUUCAGCCUGUACCAAACAAUGGAACUCACGGCAGUUUAAAUCAUCUUCUGAAGGCACCUUUCUAUAAUCCAUCUCAGUCAAAAGAAGAAUCAUCUCCUUCUUCAUGCCCUUUUACCACAUCAACUCCUGUGGAUCAGUUAGGAUGCAAGUGUGCCCUACAAAUGUCGAAUUCGGAAGCAAUAAAUCAAAGAUUAAAUCUCACCUCCGAAGCAAUAAAGAAAGUGGAAACUUAUACUUUGCCCUAUGGGAGACCUAGAGUUCUAAAGAAGCAAAACACCUACUGCCUUCUUUACCAUCAUCAGUAUGUGAGUGGAUACAGUCACAACCUCUGGAUGCCACUGUGGAGUGCAUACACUGUCAAUAAAACUCAGGCAGACGCAUCUUCACUUCCUGCCACUGUUCCAGACUGUCUGCGGGCUGAUGUUAGGAUCCCUGUUGCUCAAAGCCAAAACUGUUCCGACUACAUGCCUGAUCUGAACAUCACCCACGGUUUCCUCUAUCCUCCCAAUUUCAAUACAACUGCUCCAGAACAAUAUGAUGCCUUACUUACCAGCAAUAUUGUCCCCAUGUAUAAAGAAUUCAAAAAGAUAUGGAACUAUUUCCAUGAGGUGCUGCUUCUAAAGUAUGCUACUGAGAGGAAUGGACUGAAUGUGGUCAGUGGACCAGUGUUUGACUACAAUUACGAUGGCCAUUUUGAUGCACUUCAUGAAAUUACACAGCAUGUAAACAACACACAAAUCCCUGUCCCGACUCACUACUUUGUGGUGCUGACCAGCUGUAAGAACCAGUCUUAUACACCAUUGACCUGUGCAGGCUCCUUGGAUGUUUUAUCUUUUAUCAUUCCUCAUCGACCUGACAACAGUGAAAGCUGUGUUGAUGGGCAACCAGAAUCCCAAUGGGUUGAAGAAAGAGUUCAGGCUCAUUCAGCACGUAUUCGAGAUGUAGAACUUCUAACUGGCCUUGACUUUUACCAGGAUAGAGAUCAACCCCUCUCUGAAAUUUUACAGCUAAAGACAUUUUUGCCAACAUUUGAGACUAUCAUCAACUGAGCGUGUGUCAGUAACGUGGGGAAAAAUCUAAAUCAUUUAUGAAUGUGUUGAACAGCACUGGUCCCAGUACAGACCCCUGAGGAUACCUCUGUUUAUGUCUUUCCAUUCUCACCAGUUAUUCCCAGUCUUUGUUUCCUAUCUUUUAACUGGAAUACCGGACAAAGCUUUCAACUAAGGAUCCUUAGUUUACUUUAAUGACAAAUCCUUUGUAAUCUUUAUCACUCUGCCUCUGCUUAUAGACAAACUCUCUGCCUCACUGGCUGCGCUGCUCCCAGCUUUCAAAUUCAUCACAUAUCACAUUUGACAUGUGUUGCAAUUAAGAGCUCUGUCUAAGGAUAGGAUGAAUAGACUCUUGGUACAAAAUUCAGGUGGGAGAGCUAGAAUUGCUAAAAGACACCAUGACAUCCCUGCAUAAGGCAGUGAGAGGGAGCAAGAACCCCUUACAUAGCUGCACCAGACCCUAAGUCUGGACAGGAGGGAGUAAACAGAUCCACUCAGCUGCUUAACCCUUCCUCACAGCAGGUGGGCAGGGCAUGAGUGGGGAAUGUGCAAAACUGUGUCUCCACAUGAUCUUUGCUGGCCAAUACCACUAAGCUCAUGAUUUACUAGUGAUAGAAGAAAGCUACAA